AUGGAUUCGUUCGUCGCCAUUGAAGGCGCUUCGCAAUCCGAGCAGAUUAUUCCAGCCCAUGAUUUUUGCAAUUUUUCUACAAUCACACAUCAUGAGCAUGAUGAGGAAUCUAUUAGUAUUGUAUGGUGGAGUAAUGUCGUAAUUCUGCCGAUAAUCGCCUUCAUUGGAUUGGCGUGCAAUUUAUUGAAUAUUGCGGUGCUGACCAGCAAUAAAGCAUCGCGAAGGAUACCCUCGUGGAAUCUUCUACUAGCAUUAGCCAUUUGCGAUUGCUUCUUUUUGCUGUUCGCCACGCUCGACGUUACACCGCUAUCAAUUCCGUCGCUCGCAUUCUCCACCGAAUUCAAUCACGUCUACUCGCAACUUGUGCUCUACAUUCGGACGUUCGCUUCGACGUUUUACAAGAGCAGCGUAUUAAUUGUGUUCGCGUUUAACGUUGAGCGAUACACGUGUGUGGUUCAUCCGCUGAAUUCGCAUCGACUUUGCACAAAUCGGAAUUCGCGACAUGCGAUUGUCGCUGCCAUUUCAAUCGCAUUCAUUUGCUCAAUUCAGUGGCCUUUGGCUUACGAUAUCAAAUAUUGCUAUGAGCACAAUUCACAAGAAUACUAUUACGUGAUUUUAAUGUCGACGAGCAAAUUCUUGCAGAUUUACUAUCGAUUUAUGGAUUACGUGUCAUUGUUUGCUUUCAACGUCCUUCCAAUCGCUGGUUUACUUUACAUGAACUCGCGAAUCAUCUUCACACUUCGUCGAGUUGUCGAUGAGGAUUCGCGUCGUGACGAGGAGGUGAAAUUAUCGGGAGUGUUGGUUCAGAAUGAAUCGCACUCGAACAAAACGAUUCACGCGAACGCCAUUCUUUUCGCUGUUGCUUUCAUGCUUCUCAUCUGUGUUGGACCACAAGCUCCCGCGCGCAUCCUUUUCGACUUAUAUGGUCAAUACCAUCCGAAGGCAAUAUUGUACACAUGCAUUACACAACAAUUGGUCUUCUUGAAUGCUUCAUUGAACUUUGCAUUGUACUGUGUCGUCUCAAAACGAUAUCGCACGUUGAUGAGACAAACGCUGAAGAAGAUUCUUCACAAAUUGGAAGGCGUCGAUCGUCCAUUCCAAAUCAGCUUGAAGCAAACGAAGAGCAGCUCGGCGCACGUCACAUCCUUAGAAGAUCAUCACGCACCGUUGACAUUGAACAUAUAA
Messenger RNA from Caenorhabditis bovis, 1185 nucleotides. Lineage: Eukaryota; Metazoa; Nematoda; Chromadorea; Rhabditida; Rhabditidae. The record is from the annotation of a GenBank genome assembly.